AUGGCAGGCACGAUACGGCCCAAUGACAUGAAUGUCUCGACCACGCCGACACUCUCCUCGAGCACCCUGCCCAACCUCACAUCCCUCAACACCGACCUCACCAAGAAGCCCAACGCGCCGCGCGCCCCCCGCAUAGACGUCGAGCCCCUAUACUCGGCAGUCAAGGGCUCGAUAAGCGAUGUCGACUGGACCACGUACAAGAAGACUCUCUCCUUUUUCCUCCUCGGCAACCUCAAUCAAGAAGAGCUGUCCCACAAGCUCGGCAAGAUCCUGACCACGCCCGCCCUCGAACAUGCCCACAAUGCCCUCUUCACAGCCAUCUACGCCAACAUAUGGCGCGAUCCGCCCGAAGCAGGCAUCGCGAGCUGGGUGUCGAGUAGUGAUAAGCCGACAAGCGGGACGGUCAAGGGGACGGGGGAUGAGAGCGAGAAGAGGCUCAAGCAUGAGAUCAUGCAGUUGAGCCGUAGGGAAAGAAAGAGGCUCAAGGGCAUACCGGCUGGAGAAAGCCCGCUGGGUACGGGGCUGGAGGGCGCGGGCAGCGGUGCCAAUGGGCCUGCGCAGGAGUAUGUUGAUGCGAGACGGGCGAAGCAGUUGGAUGUUGGUCCAAGCAGUAAUCAAGGGGGUGGGUUUGGAAAGACCAACUGGGAACUCGAAAUUCGCAAACGCUACACUUCAGCCCUGUCUGUCGAAACCCACGAAUUCCCUACGGCAACAACCAUUUCCUACCGGCUCUUACCUAUAUGCUACGAGUUUGGCCUGCCCCAGGGUCACACAUCUGAUUGUCCUGACUACCUCAACAUCGCAACCGAAACCUACAUCAAAGAAGCGCUAGCAAAUUUACUCGGAAAGGUCGCCAACAACGGCCCCGGGUACGUCCGAACGGGCGAAUUCAAGAAGAAGCUUGCCAGAGAAGAACGCCUCGUCGAACGGGGUGAAUUGGCAAGGGGCACGGCAGGCGAGCUACCCGUCGAAGCCGAAGAGCGACGGAAGAGAAAGUUAUUAUGCAUGGAAGACUUGCGUCUAGCGCUUGCCUUGGGAGACUCGUAUCUAGGACAAACACCCUUCAUCGCAGGUUCAGUUAUGAACUCGCGCUUUCUCGACACCGAAGGCAUCGAGGACAUUUACAAUCCGCCCCGGAAACCAGUGCUGACAAAUGGCGUUGGUAUCAACGGUACCGGCACCGCAAAUGGCAUCAAUGGUAUCGGCAAUGCAGGGAAACUUGAUCUUAACGGUGAGACAUGGACGAUCGAUUUCGGGGACCCCAUGCAGAUCGAUGACGAAGUGGGUAUGCAUUGGCAAGGUGGUAGUGUGCAGGACAUGGCCGAGAUGAACGAUGCGCUCGAUGAUGUUUUGAACCUUGGAGAUCUUUAG
Alternaria burnsii is the source of this 1371-nucleotide messenger RNA. RefSeq names its product transcriptional co-activator protein. Bases 1 to 1371 code for a protein of 456 amino acids. Gene Ontology annotation, molecular function: transcription coactivator activity. Gene Ontology annotation, biological process: regulation of transcription by RNA polymerase II. The transcript has 2 exons. NCBI's taxonomy places the organism in Eukaryota, Fungi, Ascomycota, Dothideomycetes, Pleosporales, Pleosporaceae. Gene Ontology annotation, cellular component: SAGA complex. The record is from RefSeq and is a predicted model, not a curated record.